AACAGCUAGGUCGGGAGCGGACGCGACUGAUGAGGCAGACAGGCCAACAUUGACUCGGCGCUUUGAACCCACGCGCGUUUCCCUCCCUACACUGCGCCACGUACCUGUGAGUGCCAACUACCGCGUUAUUCAGUUGCAACUCUCGAUAUCAAAUCGCGGCAUUGAACGGAUCACGAGCUCCGUGAGCAGAAGCAGUCAUAAUCAUGGGGAAGCUCAUCCGUCUCGAGCUCUUCAAUUUUAAGUCCUACAAGGGCCACCACACCCUGCUAUUCGGCGACUCAUAUUUCACAUCCAUUAUCGGCCCAAAUGGCUCGGGAAAAUCUAACUCCAUGGACGCCAUCUCGUUCGUGUUGGGCAUCAAGUCGUCGCACCUUCGAUCGUCCCAUCUUCGCGAAUUAGUCUACCGCGGCCGGGUAAUGAAGACGUCCAAGAUCCAAGAUGACGGGACUGCGGCGCCAACGACAAACGGGGAAACCAGCGGCCACGUGAACGGUGACGAUGAAGAUUCCUCUCAGCGCGCAUCGCGAAACGACCCGAAAACGGCGUGGGUCAUGGCGGUGUAUGAGGAUGACGCGGGGGACGAGCAACGGUGGAAACGAACCAUCACGAGCAACGGCACCAGCGAGUACCGCAUCAACGACCGUGUUGUCACCGCGCAACAGUACAACGAAGCUCUCGAGGAGGAGAACAUCCUGAUCAAGGCGCGGAAUUUUCUGGUCUUCCAAGGAGACGUCGAGGCCAUUGCCUCCCAAUCCCCCAGGAUCUGACGCGCCUGAUUGAACAGAUCUCAGGGAGCCUGGAGUACAAGGCCGAGUAUGAGAGGCUCCAAGCCGAGGCCGACCAGGCCGCAGAGAACCAGAAUUUCCAGUUGCACAGGAGACGGGGCAUAAA
Molecule: messenger RNA, 891 nt
Organism: Chaetomium strumarium
Lineage: Eukaryota; Fungi; Ascomycota; Sordariomycetes; Sordariales; Chaetomiaceae
Product: RecF/RecN/SMC
Exons: 3
Coding region: 204-767 (187 amino acids)
Biological process (GO): sister chromatid cohesion
Cellular component (GO): nucleus; cohesin complex
Molecular function (GO): ATP hydrolysis activity; ATP binding; DNA binding
Source: RefSeq, a predicted model, not a curated record